AUGACAUUUAUGAGAUCUAUUAAUCUAGCAGAUCCUAUCAAGAUGGAGACCAGAACUUGUCAUAGAGCAAUUGGACAUUUUGUGCUUCAGUGGAAGCCGGGUUAUGGUGGGUAUGGUGGUUAUGGUGGGGGUGGUGGGGUGUAUGGUGGGCCAGCAAACUAUGGUGUUGUUGGUGGUAGUCGGGGUGGUGUAUCGAGUGGGACUGGUGUUUCGGGAGGAAGUGCAGGUGGUGUAGCUAGUGGUGAGCAAGGUGGUGGAGGUUAUAUGUCCGAUGCUUCUUCUCAAGGUGGUGCUCAAGGCUCUGGGGUCCCUCAAGCCAAUGGGCCUCCCAUUUCUCGAGUUGGGUAUGGUGGUUAUGGUGCACAAACAAUGCAGGCUCAGGAACAUUAA
Molecule: messenger RNA, 390 nt
Organism: Amborella trichopoda
Lineage: Eukaryota; Viridiplantae; Streptophyta; Magnoliopsida; Amborellales; Amborellaceae
Source: RefSeq, a predicted model, not a curated record